CAGCAAAAGCAGAAGCGCGACGGAUGUGGGGAGCAUCUAAAGAUAAGUACAGAGAGCUGGCACAGCACGGGUGCAGUGCAAUCUAAAGGCCCGUUGAGCCUAAACUAUGAACCCAGAGGAGCAGACGGUUACGUGGCUAAUAACGUUAGGCGUGCUUAAUUCCCCUAAAAAGAAUAUUGCUGAUCCAGAGGACUUUUUGAAGACAUCUUUGAAGGAUGGGGUCGUUCUGUGUAAGCUUGUGGAGCGUCUGCUACCUGGACCCAUCUUAAAGUAUUCAUCUGAUCCCCGAUGCGAAGCGGACUGCAUUGCAAAUAUUCGGGAGUUUCUGAAAGGAUGCCAGUCUCUAAAGGUUGAGGGCUUUGAACCAGAGUGCUUAUAUACUGGGGACAACUUUGGAAAAGUCCUGUCAACGCUCACAGCAAUAAACAUUGCCACUCAAGAUUGUACCCCUAAUAGAUCAUGUCCCCAGUCCAGCACUUCUGCUCCUAGCUUGUCCACCGUCUCGCAAGCUGUUCCUACCUCACAGUCCAGCAGGCACCUGCGGAGGCAAUCAAAAGCAGUGGAAAUGUCGGAGAAUGGAGGUGGCGGGCAUCUGCUGGUAAAGGCACGCUUCAAUUUUAAACAGAACAAUGAGGACGAGCUCUCUUUCAGCAAGGGUGAGCUCAUCCACGUCACACGCCAGGAGGAUGGUGGAUGGUGGGAGGGAGCCCUUAAUGGCAAGACCGGCUGGUUCCCUAGCAACUAUGUACGAGAGGUCAAGCCAUGUGACAAACCAAUAUCUCCAAAGGCGAUAAAAGGAUUUGAUGUCCCUCAGCUAACUAAAAAUUAUUAUAACGUGGUCGUUCAAGACAUUUUGGAGCAUGAGAGAGAGUUUGUCAAAGAACUUCAAACGUUACUUGGCUGUUACCUGCGCCCUCUACCGGCUAGCGACAAGCUGUCUAACACAGACUGUUCCAGCCUGAAUGGGAAUUUAGAGGACAUCCUUUCUUUCCAGCAGGGCUUGUGUCUUGCCUUGGAAGAGUGCUCCAAGAUGCCAGAGGGCCAGCAGCGGAUUGCAGGCUGUUACUUGAACCUGAUGUGUCAGAUCCGAACGCUCUACUUGUCUUACUGCUCUAGUCAUCCCUCUGCAGUAUGUGUGCUUACUGAUCACAGUGAGGAGCUUGACAAGUUCAUGGAAAGCCAGGGCGCCACAGCUCCUGGUAUCUUGACACUGACCACCAGCCUGAGUAAACCCUUCAUGAGGCUGGACAAAUACCCCACCCUGCUUCAGGAGCUCGAGAGACAUGUGGAGGAAGCCCACCCGGAUUACAGCGACGUUCUGAAAGCAACAAGUGUUUUUAAAAAUCUUGUGACUCAGUGCCAAGAUCUGCGCAAAAGAAAGAACCUGGAGUUGCAGAUCUUGUCAGAGCCGGUGCGAGGCUGGGAGGGCGAGAGCAUGAAGUCACUGGGUCAGGUGGUCUACAUGUCACAGGUCCACAUGCAGAGCACAAGCGAGGAAAAAGAAGAGAGGUACUUCAUGCUGUUUCCUAAUGUGAUAGUCAUGUUGUCUGCCAGCCCGAGAAUGAGCGGUUUUAUCUACCAGGGACGGCUUUCAUUGACAGGAACCACAGUAACCAAACAGCCGGAGGAUACAGAAACGGGCUACUAUGCCUUUGAGAUCACAGGAGGGACGUUAGAUCGCAUCACCGUGUUCUGCUGUAGUUCACAGGAACUGCAGGAGUGGUUAGAGCAUCUUCACGCUUACAGCAAGGAAGGAAGCCCAGUGGGCACAAUACUGAAGAACGUUGAGGGUAAGUCUACCACCACGUCUGGUGCGGCAUCCCACCACUUGCCCGGUUUCGGUGCUCCUGUGGCUAACCGAGGCCCUCUCGAACCCCCCAAGAUCACCAAGCCCUGGUCCUUAAGCUGUCUGAGGCCAGCGCCGCCCCUCAAACCUUCCGCUGCUCUGGGCUAUAAAGAGAGGAUGUCUUAUAUCCUGAAGGACUCCAGCAAAAGCCCCGGACCCAUCAAAAAGUUUCUCCCCAGGAAAAAAACUGAGAGAAAACCGUCAGAUGAUGAAUUUUUGCUUAGAAAAAGCACAGCUGCUCUGGAGGAGGAUGCCCAGAUACUCAAAGUGAUUGAGGCUUACUGCACUGGAGCUAGUGUUCACCAGACCACCACAGCUGUUCGUAAGGAAUGUGUCCCUCAAGUGCUGCUGCCAGAUGAAGAGAAGAUCAUUAUUGAAGAGAUGAAGAGCAAUGGACAGACAGUCAUUGAAGAGAAAAGUCUUGUUGAUGCAGUGUAUGCUUUAAAAGAUGAGGUCCAUGAAUUAAAAAAGGAGAAUAAAUGGAUGAAACAGUCUCUGGAAGAGGAACAGAAGUCCCGGAAGGAGCUGGAGCGUGUGGUCAGGAAGUUGGCUAAGCAGAAGAAUGACUGUUCGUGGGAAGAAGCAGGCCACUAAACAACGUGUUUCUGUGUGUGUGUGUGUGUGCGUGUGUGUGUGUGUGUGUGUGUGUGCGUGUGUGUGUGUGUGUUUUAUUAUGUGUUUUUCACCGACCUCCACACGAUCAACAUUUUUUGGAAAGUCGCCAAGUCGGGGAUUUUCCACAGUUACUCUAAACAUUUUUUUUAGGAUGGAGAUGCGAUGAUCAUUUCAACUCUGAUUUCUCCCGAUGCGGAUAAUUAUCACUGUCGUUUGCUUCGAGCUCCUGUGAUGUGAUCUGUACAAACCAGCUAUGGACGAUGUGAAAAAAGAAGUUUUACAGAUUAAUGUUGUGGAUUAGGACCACCUCAGGAAACUGAUGGAUUUCUAUCCUUCGGUUAGCCAGUCAUCGUGUAACAUAAGCACUCCAAGAUAUACAGUUGGGACAGAAUGAUGGCGCCUCUUCUUUUCAAAUGAAAAAAAAACUGAUUUCAGUCGUGGACUUCGGUGUGUCAUCUGCUAAACGAUAAAUCGAUUCCAUAAAGCGUUCCCACAUGUGCCGCUCUUGCACAAGUGAAAUAUAUUCUAUGAAAGACAUAGGAGUGAUGGAGAAGGUAUUUGGACUUUGUAGAACGUCAAGUAUUACACAAAAUCUGUCCCAUUUCUGCUUUUAUAAUGUGAAAAAGGUUCUCAUGCUCGAGGAUCUUUUAGGUGGACACUUUUAGAUUUGUGCACAUGAACGACAUGAGAUGCCCUAUUUGCCAUCUUGCAGUUUUAGUUAAAUUUUUAUCAUUUUCUUUAUGAGCUUCAUUGCACCAUUGCAGGUUUAGCUUUGACGUAUUUAAAACAUUGUGUUACCCAAACAAUCACUCACAUCAGCAUUUGGUGUACAGUAUUUCUAAAACAGCCAUUGUGUCACAUUAUCAUGCUUUGAUAAUCAUUCUCAUACUAGUCUAAAGCUAUCAGGGAUAUAAUUGUCAGAAAUAUUGUCACAUUUACAAUACUAUACUAACACGAAACAUCAUGUAUGUAUAUCAUAUAUACUUGCAUACGGUAUAAAUUAUGUAUAUAUCAUAGGUACUAUGACAAAAGAACCAUAUAAAGCUUUUUAUAACAAAAAAUACAGUACGAUAUGUCAACCUCCUUUUUCAGAGGCUUGAAACUUUCAUAUAUAUCUUGAACCAAAAAAGUCCAGAUUAGUGGUACUAGAGGCCCUUUAAGGACUCCUGAUUGGUGAAAAGUGUGUUAAGAGAAACAUAAAGAACUAUAGGCACUGAUAUUUAUUCCUCGCUUCAUAUUUGAAUGAGAAAUGGAGUCGGAUCCCCGUUUUAUUUUAUUUUUUAGCAAAUUUUUUCCUGUCUGCAGUUGCCACAGGAGGUGCAGUGCAUUGUGUUUUGUAUUUACUCAUUCCCACUGUGGCACGGUCAUGUCUGUCGCUUCUUUUCUUGAAUUCUUGCCAGAAUUAGAAAUAGUUCAUGUUCAAUGGGUGAGUAAUAACACGACAGGUUACACAAAUGACAUGUUUCAAGACCUAAACCCUUUUAUCUAUUCAUUACCGGUGUAACACGAAUGUGACUAAUGCCUUUUAUAGCUGUAAAUCAGAGGAACACGUUUAUUUUACCGUAGAGGAGAAAUGCAUUCAAAGAGCCAUAGUGAGAAGAACUGGGGGUUGAGUUUUUAUUUUGUUCCUUUUGAAACCCACCGGUGCUCACCUGGUGAAGAAGCAAUAGAAGACUGUUGUUACAAUUACUGUGCAUUCAUUAUGGAGCCGGUUCUUCCCUUGGAAGGAGUACUGUAUAAAAAUACUUCAGAUUAGGCAAUAAGAUGUGCUCUGCGGUGCACAAUAUAAUGCUGUUACCGUGGUACUGUGUGUAGUUCUGUUUGUGUGUGUUUGUUUCCGAAUUGUUUUACAACAAGUAACCUUGCAUGCCAUGCAUUACACAUAGCCUUAAAUAUAGUUUCAACGUUUUAACCCCAAUAGAUUGUAUUGCUGUUAUUUUGCAAACUCCUGCGUUUUUAAAAUUGUCUAAAAAGAUGACAACAGCGUGUUUAUCCUGACGGUCUAUGUGUAUUUGUAAGUAUUACGUAGAAUGUGAUGGGUUGAAGUGAUCGGUGGCGUGUGUAAUGUGAUUGUUCGCAACUAGACGUGGCUGCCGGUCUCAAUUGAAAGGUGCUUCAAAUCCACUGUGUACUUCAAAUGAAUGUGUCAGGAAAAGAACUGACUACCUGAUAUCCCUAGCACUUUCAGAUCAUAAGCGAUGGCUGAAAAACGUCCGUGUCUGGUUGCUUUCGAGUCCACGAGUUUUAUUUUUUGCAGGGCUGAUCUAUGCAAUAUGUGUGCUUGUAUAUCAUUUGUUUUUUAGUACUUGUGUUAUUUUGCCCGCAUUUCAAUAAGGAAUUGUUUUAAUAAUAAAAUAACAUUUUAAUGCUGUU
Messenger RNA from Triplophysa rosa, 4834 nucleotides. RefSeq names its product Rac/Cdc42 guanine nucleotide exchange factor (GEF) 6 (gene arhgef6). Lineage: Eukaryota; Metazoa; Chordata; Actinopteri; Cypriniformes; Nemacheilidae. The coding region runs from base 107 to 2440 and encodes 777 amino acids. Gene Ontology annotation, molecular function: protein binding; guanyl-nucleotide exchange factor activity. The transcript is spliced from 22 exons. The record is from RefSeq and is a predicted model, not a curated record.